AAUAAUCACAGCUGCAGCAGCAGAAGAAGAAGAGCGAGCGCUAGCUAACGUUAGCUGAAAUUUACCCAAUGUCUGGAUAGCUUCUGUGCAGGUGUCGAAGAAAAUCAUAUGCUGGGAAAGAGAGGAGAGGUCACAUACAACAGUUCCCGAGAAAGACUGUCCCCUCUUUGGACACCAUGGAGAAACAGUUGCAUUUAAACCUGUUAUCCUCCAGACCUCCCAUGGCUGGUGGUUAUCAAUCCGGUGGCUCCAAAAUGAAAAUGGGACCUGGACGGAAGAGAGAUUUCUCCCCGCUGCCCUGGAGUCAAUACUUUGAGACGAUGGAAGAUGUUGAGGUGGAAAAUGAAAAUGGAAAAGAUAUUUUCAGAAUUUACUGCAGUGGUUCCCAUGGUCCUGUGCUGCUCCUGCUCCAUGGAGGAGGUCACUCUGCUCUCUCAUGGGCAGUGUUCACUGGCGUUAUAUACAGCAGGAUCAACUGCAGGGUGGUGGCUAUGGACCUUCGAUCUCACGGCGACACCAAAGUGAAAAAUCCUGAUGAUCUUUCUGCAGACACGAUGGCCAAGGAUAUUGGCAAAGUGGUGGAGGUGCUCUAUGGAGAGAAUCCUCCUCCAAUCAUGAUUAUUGGACACAGCAUGGGUGGGGCCAUUGCAGUUCACACAGCCACUGCCAAUCAUGUACCAUCCCUGCUUGGCCUCUGUGUCAUUGAUGUUGUAGAAGGUACAGCAAUGGAUGCUUUGAACAGUAUGCAGAAUUUCCUCAGAAGUCGCCCAAAGACGUUUAAAUCUCUGGAAAACGCCAUUGAGUGGAGUGUGAAGAGCGGCCAGAUCCGAAACGUAGAGUCGGCACGAGUGUCAAUGGGAGGCCAGGUGAAGAAAUGUGAGGAAUCCACAAGCAGUCCAGGUGUGCCUCAUAGCAUUGGUGAAGGUAUAAUAGAAGAGGAUGAAGAAGUGGAAGAAGAAUCCAACAAGAAAAGGAUGAAGGAAGACGAUCAAGAGGUAAAAAAGGAAAGCAUCUUCACCUGGCGAGUGGACCUGUCAAAGACAGAAAAAUACUGGGAGGGCUGGUUCAGAGGCCUGUCUGCCCUUUUUCUCACCUGCUCUGUGCCAAAACUGCUUCUGCUCGCAGGAGUGGACAGGCUUGACAAAGAUCUUACUAUUGGACAGAUGCAAGGGAAAUUUCAGAUGCAGGUUCUCCCUCAGUGUGGUCAUGCUGUCCAUGAGGACGCACCUGAAAAGGUAGCAGAUGCUUUAGCAACAUUUAUGGUCCGGCACAAAUUCACUGAGUUUAAGGAAGGAUUCCUGUGCUAAUUUCCAGUUUUCAGAUAGCAGCCAUAGAACAAAUGUUUCAAGAUUCAUCCACAUCCUCGUACAAUUUAACAGCAAAUUAAAGAAAAUAUAACACAUUAUUAUUAUUAUUAUUAUGAUGCUUUUGUUAUGUAGAUACUUUGCCUUCCAGUUUUGCCUUAUUUUUAUUUAAGCACUUGCAUUUGAUCGUAUUUUUCCUUUUACUUUCUUUUUUUUUUUUUUUUUUUUUUUUUUUUGUAAUUUUUGAAAUGUAAAGCUCUCUUGGUUUAAUGUUUUAAUUUGAGUGAUUGCGUCAUUGUUAAUAUGUGUUUGUAAUGUUUGAAUUCAAAUGGUGAUUAAAGAUGGAUGCUGUAAAAAGAAAUGUCACCCAUGCUUGUAUAUGUGUAUUAAAAGGACAUCAUGAUCAUUUGAAA
Molecule: messenger RNA, 1717 nt
Organism: Micropterus salmoides (largemouth bass)
Lineage: Eukaryota; Metazoa; Chordata; Actinopteri; Centrarchiformes; Centrarchidae
Gene: ppme1
Product: protein phosphatase methylesterase 1
Exons: 14
Coding region: 177-1307 (376 amino acids)
Biological process (GO): protein demethylation
Molecular function (GO): protein methylesterase activity
Source: RefSeq, a predicted model, not a curated record